AUGGUGUGCCUUCAAGAUGUUGGUGUGGUUAGAGCAUUAAGACUUACGAAAUUCUUAAUUGAAACUGUCAAGUCUGAGCGUGCUAUAGCUGAACAUGAGAUGACACAGAAGCUGAAAGAAGUGGUGAAUUUGGAGGUUGCUAGAGUUGAGAGAGAGCUGGCCGAAAAAGUGAAUGAGAAGGUCAAGAUAGAGUAUGUUAGGGUGCAAAACAAGAUGAAGAAGAAAGUAAAGCUUGAGACAAUGGCCAUGGUAGUUGUUGGAGCAAUCAUUGGGAUAUGGACUGCUUUUUGA
Molecule: messenger RNA, 291 nt
Organism: Eruca vesicaria subsp. sativa (arugula)
Lineage: Eukaryota; Viridiplantae; Streptophyta; Magnoliopsida; Brassicales; Brassicaceae
Source: the annotation of a GenBank genome assembly